Molecule: messenger RNA, 2495 nt
Organism: Maylandia zebra (zebra mbuna)
Lineage: Eukaryota; Metazoa; Chordata; Actinopteri; Cichliformes; Cichlidae
Gene: ccdc125
Product: coiled-coil domain containing 125
Biological process (GO): negative regulation of Rho protein signal transduction; negative regulation of cell motility
Cellular component (GO): cytoplasm
Source: RefSeq, a predicted model, not a curated record
UGGAGGUUUCAGACGCGGUUGGUCGCUGCUGGGCGAAAAGCUGUUUUUGGACUUUCUAAUGUGUAUUUUUACUUUCUUUUUUCCGUCUCCGCUUUAACUUCGCAGGUUUCGCUCUGAAACUAUAGUUUCAUUAAAACGGAUCUUCAUCCGGGUCGGAGCAGACGCAAAAGCUUACCUUUGUCUCAGGUUCGCAGUUUAGCUGGGACCUUUUUCAGAUGGAGGAGCUCAGUGAGGACUGCAGCCUGAAGGAUGACAUGGUGGAUGGGGACCUGGGUGAUGGGAUAGGAGUCACAACAGCACUCAGCUCCACUAGGAUGAAGAGUGACAGAGUGAGCGGUCGCUCAGAGAGUCGGCUGCUCAGGACAGACCCGCUGCAGUGCAGCAGUCGAGCAGGAGAGGCCGUCUGGACUCCUACAAUAAAAACUGCAGAGACACAGCAGAGAGCCCAGCGGGAGCCGUCAUACUUUGGCUCACUCGUGGACCUGUCUAAAGACGAACUCAAGGAAAGACUACAGGAAGCAACUAAGAUGAUAGAUGGACUAUGCUGUGAGCUUGAUGUAGCACACCGUUACUUUGAAGGAAAAUAUGAAGCUCUGAAGAUUCUGCAAGGCAAGGCCAUUCUUGACAAAGCUACAAGUCACACUAAAAGUGUGCUGCAGAAAACUGAGGAGAAAGCCAAAGCACUCGAGAAGGAGGUGAACAGUUUGCAGUGGGAGCUCAGCUUCUCUCAGGCUCAGAUGAAGAAAUCUGAGCAGUCCUGGGAGCACAAGCACAACAGAAUGUCAGGUGAGAACAAGAUUCUGACUGACAAGUUGCAGGAGAUGGAGAGUGAGAGCCAGCAGCUCCGAGCAGAAAACUCUGCCUUGAAGCGACAGUACGUGGAACUUCUCUCCAUGCUGAACGUGAAGGAGCAGAGAAUUUACCAAGCCACCAAACCUCAGUACAGCCUGGACACCGAGUCAGGUGUUCUGGAGUUGACUGUACUGGGAGCCUGCCAGUGUGCGUUUGAUACUGAACCGUGUCCAUGUAGUCGGACUGCUGCUGCCAGCAGGAAGCAGUUGGUCCAGUUACAACAGGAGCUGGAUGCUCAGCGCUUAAGGAAAGAAGAGGCCUUGAUGGUUGCAGAUGCUUUUCGCAUCGCCUUUGAACAACAGCUGAGGAAGCGAAGUGAGGAGUUCCUGCUCGUAGCCGAGGCCAAUAUUAAGAAAUCAAAUCACUCUAAAGCUGAAGGUGCCAACAAGAGUCCUUUAAUAAGUGUAAGUAAGAGGCUGAAGGCAUUGCUCCCCUCUGGUCUGGAGAUGAAGAUGCCUGAUGAACAUUUAGAGACUCUCUACAAGCUGCUGGACUUGCUGAACGACAAGGAGGAGGCCCUGGCCCACCAGAGGAAGGUGAGCAUCAUGCUAGCCCACAGCGCUGAGGAGCUGCAGAGACAGUUGCAUAUGGGUUCCAGUUGCCAGCUGCAGGACCCACCAGAACCCAGGAUUCAACAGAAGCAACCCCAAGCUCCACUGGAGAACCAGAGCCAGUCUCAGAAAACAUCUGAGACAUCAGAACCUGAGGUUGAAGUGUCAUCAGAGUGCAAACUCCACAGUCCACCACAGCUCUCUGAGUCCAGGACAGAAUCAGAGGGUGUGUGAGGCUCAUCAAAGACUAGCAGUAAGGUACUGGCUAAUUACAGGAGCUGCAGCCAGUUAUCGUCCUGAUCUCCCCACAUGAGGAAAUACACUGAGGGUUCUGUCUGAGCACUCGGGCUUUACUCUGAAGUCCCAAACUGUGACAGGUUCAUUUGUGACCUGUCCAGAGUAUACCCCAGUCCUAUCAUGGCUGGAGAUGCAUUAUAUGUUGCAUUGCAUGUUCAUCCAAUAUUAUAAUUUUAUCUUAGUCUGUAAAAUCAAUUGCUUACACAACACAUAACACAACAUCAGCUCUUUGCAAGCAUUUGAAACCAAGGCUAGCGACGGCCCAGAGUGGCGUUAAUGUCUCCUAAGCAAAGCUCUGCCAUCCCAGCCAGGCAGGCCGUCUGAUUAUCAACCUGCCUGUUAUGCAGUCAGCCUCAUAGAGCUGAGAUAGACAAAAGUACUGGGCUACCUCGUUGCCUUUGAAUUCAGGUGUUUAAUUCCAGAUCUUAGCCACGCCCUCUGCCUUUAUAUUUCAUCCUAGAGUCUUUCUCACUGAAUUUGAGGGUGAUACUGUAAGGUUUGAUCCAUGAUCAAAAAUGUCUUCCUCCUAAAUGGUCUCUAAUCAGCUGUGAGUUGUGUAAUUGCAGAGUGAAAGUGGAACCACACAGUCAUGAAAUGACAGCAUGCAGGAAGUUACAGAGCAGGUUCAGCGAGUGCUGCGAUGCCCACUGUGUAAGCGUUGCUGUGUCAGUGACGCGUGAGCUCUCCUGGCAUGCAUAUGAACAACAUGCAGGAGUGUAUGCAGCUGCUGUAGGUGUGACACGUAGGCUCUGGGGCCAUCGUGGCUCAAGAGUUGGCAGUUCGUCUUGUAACCGG